AAGGAGAGUAACGGAAACAGGGGGCUGUGUGUGUCUCGUAGUCUCGUGUUUUUGUCGCGCAACUAUUUUAUUAGCGACAGAUUGCACUGACGCGUCAAAUAUUCGCGCAAAAUGCCUUUGUGAAAAUGAAAAAAGAAGCAAGAAAUAAGCAAUCAAGCGGUGAGUCAAAUAAAAUAAAACAAAAGAGCAGGAACGUUGAAAGUGAGAAAAUGAAAAAUAAACUGAAAAGAGAGUGGGCAAAACUCGGAAGUGGGCCGCAAAAGCAAAAAUGCGAGCGCAAGACGCGCUUUUAUGCGCGGCGAGCUUGGCGCUGUCUUGUUUCCCAAGCCGCCGACUGCUCUCACCUGCUUUGCCCUUCUUUCCGCCGCAUUCGAUUGCAGAAAGGCGAUUUGCAUUGAGAAAAUUUUUGGUUUUUCAAAAAAUAAAAACGGGGAAGGGGGGACAAGGGCGGUUGUACACUGGGGUCAGCAACCCGCGAGCGGCAAACUGGGGCUGCCGCUAUUUUUACUGCUGCAGAUAAAUUUUGCAGUUCAGUUCCUUUUGUUCGCCUCUGCGCUUGUCUUUAUUUGCGGCUGGUGCCGUCACCCAUCAGCAGCAGAAGCGGAGAUGCAGAUGCAGAUGCAGAUGCAGCCGUGCGUGCUGCAAUUUGCUGGUCGGCACUUUGCUUCUGCUUGCAUUUACUCUGUGGUGUUGUGCCCUUGUCUGCUUUUCUGCUUGCUGCCCCUGCCCCCCCCCAGCUCUCUGAAAAACCACAAGUACCAGCCAAAGUUGUGGUGAUGAGUGUGAAAAUGGAUGUGAACACGCGUGUGUUUUGGACUGGCAUUUGGCACUCGAAGCUGUGCUCCAAGCCUUUUGGGUUUACGUUAGGUGAAAUUAAAUCAUUAA
This is a messenger RNA of Kickxella alabastrina, 885 nucleotides long. RefSeq lists its product as uncharacterized. Lineage: Eukaryota; Fungi; Kickxellomycota; Kickxellomycetes; Kickxellales; Kickxellaceae. The transcript has a single exon. The coding region runs from base 292 to 777 and encodes 161 amino acids. The record is from RefSeq and is a predicted model, not a curated record.